UGGGCGGCGGCGGCCUGAAGCCGGAGGGGAGGAGACACAGCGGCGGCGAUGCUGGAGACACUGCGCGAGCGGCUGCUGAGCGUGCAGCAGGAUUUCACCUCCGGGCUGAAGACUUUAAGUGACAAGUCAAGAGAAGCUAAAGUAAAGAGCAAACCAAGGACUGUUCCAUAUUUGCCAAAGUACUCUGCUGGACUAGAAUUACUUAGCAGGUAUGAAGAUACAUGGGCUGCACUUCACAGAAGAGCCAAGGAAUGUGCAAGUGCUGGAGAGCUGGUGGACAGCGAGGUGGUGAUGCUCUCCGCACACUGGGAGAAAAAGAAGACGAGCCUCAUCGAGUUACAGGAGCAGCUACAGCAGCUUCCAGGUUUAAUAGCAGAUUUAGAAUCCAUGACCGCCAAUCUGAGUGACCUACUUUGCAAAUACUGUUCUCCUCAUCCCGAAGAAUUUGUGAAUUCUUCGAUAACGAAGUGCUGUAAGAGAGUGACAGCUCAUUUAGAGGCUAGCUUUGAGGAAGUAGAAAACCACCUGCUGAAUCUGGAGGAUUUAUGUGGACAGUGUGAAUUAGAAAGAUACAAACAUAUGCAGUCCCGACAAUUGGAAAAUUACAAGAAAAAGAAGAGGAAGGAACUUGAAACCUUCAAAGCUGAACUCGAUGCCGAGCACGCCCAGAAGGUCCUGGAAAUGGAGCACACCCAGCAGACGAAGCUGAAGGAGCGGCAGAAGUUUUUUGAGGAGGCCUUCCAGCAAGACAUGGAGCAGUACCUGUCCACGGGCUACCUGCAGAUAGCUGAGAGGCGAGAGCCCAUGGGCAGCAUGUCGUCCAUGGAGGUGAACAUCGACAUGCUGGAGCAGAUGGACCUGAUGGACGUGUGUGACCAGGAGGCCCUGGACGUCUUCCUGAACUCGGGCAGCGAAGACAACACUGUGCUGUCUCCGGCCGCAGGGCCCGAGGCAGGCGGCGAGCGGCUUGAAGUCACCCUCCGGGUUCCCAGCCCCUCUGCGUCGCCAGCAGAGCCGCCGUCCUCGCCGUCCGUGUGUGCAGAGCUGUCCCCCGGCGAUGGCGGGGAGUCCCCCGUCGUCCAGUCCGACGAGGAGGGAGUGGAGGUGGACACGGCCCUCGCCACCCUGCACACCGACGACAGUGACGACUCGUAGGUGCACGCGCCCCGCCCUCGGGGCAGGUGCUUUGCUCGAGGCUCCCGGUCUUGACUCUGUUGCCGCCGGCGUGCGAGGCCUUGACUGUACGAAGCGCUGACAAUAAAGCUUGCGGACCUCACA
Molecule: messenger RNA, 1278 nt
Organism: Hyaena hyaena (striped hyena)
Lineage: Eukaryota; Metazoa; Chordata; Mammalia; Carnivora; Hyaenidae
Gene: DTNBP1
Product: dystrobrevin binding protein 1
Exons: 11
Coding region: 49-1155 (368 amino acids)
Biological process (GO): platelet dense granule organization; negative regulation of protein kinase activity; regulation of synaptic vesicle exocytosis
Cellular component (GO): synaptic vesicle membrane; neuron projection; cytoplasm
Source: RefSeq, a predicted model, not a curated record